This is a messenger RNA of Aspergillus pseudonomiae, 2403 nucleotides long. RefSeq names its product MFS transporter. Gene Ontology annotation, biological process: transmembrane transport. Lineage: Eukaryota; Fungi; Ascomycota; Eurotiomycetes; Eurotiales; Aspergillaceae. The record is from RefSeq and is a predicted model, not a curated record. Bases 521 to 2179 code for a protein of 552 amino acids. The transcript has a single exon. Gene Ontology annotation, molecular function: transmembrane transporter activity.
GGCAUAUCAAGCGAGUCAAAGAUGAACAGAUUCGGCUCGAGACAUGUUCCCCAGAGGUUCAAAUUGAGAAUUCUUCCUGGAGUCUAUUUAUCAGCCUUGAGUUUUAGUACCCUUGCCUCGCAAGUCAAGUAAACCCUUACAGAAAUGAUCAGACACAAGGGAAUCCCUACGGCCCUCGAGUCGUACGUACUUUGGAAUGUGGGGCAUCACGCAAAGAUCGUUUCGGAUCACCUGUGGAAUUUUUCUUCUUGUCAUGUUGCAUUGCAUUGAUAAUACACCACUAAUAAGAGUACUUGAAACCCAACCCCCCCAGCUGGAAAUGUGGACGAACACUCACUUCUCAUCAAAGAAGCAUCUACUUCUGCCUACAAUUCGUUAUCAAUGUAGAAAUCUCUUUCAACAUUCUCUAGCUUUGCUUGUUUUUCUCUUUACCUUAUCUAUCUUGAUACCCCUGACAGUCGCAUGACUCUCAUUUAAGAUACCCUCUUUGAAUUAAUUAAUUGUGACAUAUAAGCACAAAAUGACAGUCUAUGAUAUAGAAAACAAUCCCAACGAAAAAGUUCUCCCGUCAGGGGUGUACCGAAGCAAGAUCCCUUAUUUCCGCAUGCUCAUUGAUCAGGGCGCCAUCACCCAGAAUGUCCUCCACUUUGACUACCCCGGCUCAGGAACGGAGGAGGAUCCAUAUGUCGUGUCCUGGAUCUCAAAUGACUCCCGCAAUCCCCAGCUCUUCAGUUUUGCCAGAAAAUUGACCAUUACUCUGGUCGUCGCGUUUUCAACAAUGGUCGUCGCCUUGACAUCGUCUACAUACAGCGGCAGUGUUGGGAGUAUAGUUACAUCAUUCGACGUCAGCACGGAGGUAGCGACCCUGGGACUAUCACUCUUUGUCCUAGGUUUUGCAGUGGGUCCCCUACUUUGGGCGCCCAUUAGUGAAGUCUUCGGACGCCAGAGACCCUUCUUUGUCAGCUUCCUGGUCAUGGCUGCAUUUUCAGCUGGCUGUGCCGGCGCUCAGAAUAUCUGGUCACUACUGAUCCUGCGCUUCUUCGCAGGUGCAUUUGGAUCUGCACCGUUGACCAAUGCUGGAGGCACGAUAUCUGAUAUGUUUACAGCCCGCCAGCGCGGUCUAGCGCUCAGUUUGUACGCUGCAGCACCCUUCUUGGGGCCUGCCCUAGGUCCAAUUAUCGGCGGGUUCCUGAGCAUGAACGCUGGCUGGAGAUGGGUGGAAGGCCUUCUGGCCGCUUCUGGGGGACUUGUGUGGAUCAUGAUGGCGUUCGCAGUUCCGGAGACAUAUGCGCCUCUUCUAUUACGGCAACGUGCUGAGCGCCUGUCACAAGUCACAGGCAAAGUCUACCGUAGCAAAAUUGAGCUCGAAAAAGGCAAAGUGGCGCUUAAUACCUUGCUUAGAAGGUCCCUCUCUAGGCCAUUGGUACUACUUUUCACAGAGCCCAUUGUCCUCCUCUUUGCCGUCUAUAUCGCCAUCAUCUACGGUACAUUAUAUAUGUUCUUCGCCGGAUUUCCCAUUGUAUAUGAGCAGGGUCGAGGAUGGAACCCCGGGGUUGGAGGCCUAGCCUUCCUUGGUAUCAUGAUCGGCAUGAUAAUAGGCAUCAUCUUCACUCUUCCCGCCAACAUGCACUUCAUAAAGAUUCAGGACCGACUCGGCGGCUUUGCCCCCCCGGAAGCUCGACUUCUCCAGUGUAUGGUCGGGGCUGUAGCUAUCCCAAUUAGCCAGUUCUGGUUCGCCUGGACGGACUAUCCUUCCAUUCAUUGGAUCGUCAGUAUCAUCGGUACGGCACCAUUCGGCUUUGGCGUCAUCCUCAUCUAUCUCGGUGUUAUGAACUACCUAAUUGACUCGUACACCAUCUACGCAGCAUCUGUGCUUGCUGCCAACACUAUCCUCCGCUCUAUAUUCGGUGCCGUCUUUCCCCUUAUUACGGGAUACAUCUAUGAUGGCGUCGGUAUUCACUGGGGCCCAUCUAUUCCCGCAUUCCUGUCGCUGCUGUGCACGCCCGCUCCUUUUUUGUUUUACCGUUAUGGUGCUGAUAUCCGCAAGCGGUGCAGGUAUUCCGCUGAAUCAUUCCACUACAUGCAAAAGUUACAAGAGAAUGCGACAAACAGUGCCAACACACAGACCAAGCAACCAGCCGUGCAGGCGAAUGAGUAUUCUUCUUCAGAAACGAAAUAGGCAGUUGAUUUGUCUUCCGACAAGAGCUGCCUCUUAACCCUGUGUGAAUAUUGGUACAGGCGUAUAUAGAAGCUGUUUGCACAUACAUGUGGGUUAUGGGUACUAGAGAUAAUGCUUUAGACAAAAGUUUAGAGUAUAUUAGAUCAGGCGAAUAUUUAUUUUGACAUACUUGUUUUCUUUCUACUUUAUAUAGAGCGUUUUACAAUGUUCCUCGCCACUGGACA